Theileria equi strain WA is the source of this 1155-nucleotide messenger RNA. RefSeq names its product signal peptide-containing protein. NCBI's taxonomy places the organism in Eukaryota, Apicomplexa, Aconoidasida, Piroplasmida, Theileriidae. The record is from RefSeq and is a predicted model, not a curated record. Bases 1 to 1155 code for a protein of 384 amino acids. The transcript has a single exon.
AUGAAUCCAUUCCUGAGACUAGUCCUUCUGCUAACUGUUUUGGCCAUUGAUGGAAAUGGUAAAUCAGCGAUAGGAUGUCUGGCUGAUCUUCAGGAAAAGUUUAGGAACAACCAAGAAAAUGCAAUUGAAGAAAUUACAAAGAGAAGGAUAUUGAUGAAGAAUACACGAGACAUAAUUUCUAAUGCCAAGAGGUCUUCAAGUAGCUCUGGAAAGCCCCUUGACUGGGAAAUCAGAGGAAUGGAAUCGUUUGAAAAGGAGCUUUCCGCAUCAAUAAACCAAGACUAUUCUGAGAUUGUUCUGCUCUAUAAUCUCAAUAGUGCAUACUCCAAUGCUGAUGUACUGAGAGCCAUGGAAAUAACUGACUUUGUAGAGCCAAGUUUGGAGAAGAUUGUGGAGGAUAACGAAAAAAAGCUUGAGGACUUAAAGAAAAGGUACAGUGAACUCGAGGCCAGAUUUCAGGAAUUUAAAUACGUGGCGGUUGUACUCUCUCCAUACACAGUCGCUGGACGCACAAAUACGAUCCCGGAUGAUAUCGUGAAGGAGCUCAUUUCUGUCCUCACAAGUUCCUCCGAAAUCCCCUUCUUUUCCACGGGAAAACUCUCGGCGAUUGCAGAAUUUUUUAAUCUGAAACUCUUUGAAUUAUGGCUGGAAUUGUCGAAUAUCGUACUCGAGAAAUCAUCACCUACCGUCAGGAUCAGAAGAACAUUUAAAAGGUCCAAAUUUAUAAUCGACAGAUUAAGCGUACGCGAUGAAACAAAAAUGAAUGCACACUUGCGUCUAGAAAAGCUCUGUACAAAUGCAGAAAAUAUCCUUGAGAAUAUGAUUCAAAUUAAAGAAGCGGGAAAUACGGAGACUAUGAAAUCCACUGAAGACAUUAAUCAUUGUCUACUUGUCCUAGAUAAACUCAACAAAUUUACUGUGCCAAGUGAAGAAACACGUAAAACUUGCUCUGAAACUUUUAUUAGUGCAGUGGUAACAGUAAAGGAAGUCGAGAAGAAGACCUCAAUAUUGAAUUCAGAGGGCUCCAAGAUUGAUGAAUACUUUACAGAGUCCAAAAGGUUGAUGAAUAUUGUAAAGGAUGAAGGUUAUACUCGUGUAAAUGAGAUUGUGAAGGAUGAGAAGGAAGUUAAUUUCAGCAGUAGCCUACGCCACUAA